AUGAAUGUAGAUCAUAGUGUAGUACGAUACACCGAUACAAGGUUCUGUGGCAAUGAAUGUAGAUCAUGGUGUAAUACUGAAUCCCCUUUUCACUGCCAUCGUUAUUCUAUGAGAAAUUAUAAUGAUUUUGAUGCCUUGGAUAAACUAAAAACAAUUAAAAGACGAGUUUCAUUUAGGAGAAAUCAACAAGUAGAACCAAGAACAUGUAGAGGAUGGAGGGCACCGUGUAUACCUUGGACAUCUGAACCAGGAGAAGCAUGUUGUACUAGUGCAAAUUUAGUAUGUCGAUGUAAUUUAUGGAUGCAGAAUUGUCGAUGUGUCGGUCGAACCUGGGGAUGA
This is a messenger RNA of Lottia gigantea (owl limpet), 339 nucleotides long. RefSeq lists its product as hypothetical. NCBI's taxonomy places the organism in Eukaryota, Metazoa, Mollusca, Gastropoda, Lottiidae. The coding region runs from base 1 to 339 and encodes 112 amino acids. The transcript has 3 exons. The record is from RefSeq and is a predicted model, not a curated record.